Molecule: messenger RNA, 760 nt
Organism: Andrographis paniculata
Lineage: Eukaryota; Viridiplantae; Streptophyta; Magnoliopsida; Lamiales; Acanthaceae
Product: auxin-responsive protein SAUR71-like
Exons: 1
Coding region: 117-491 (124 amino acids)
Biological process (GO): response to auxin
Source: RefSeq, a predicted model, not a curated record
GUCCUUUCGUUUCGCCCAACUUCAAGUCUUCCUUUCUGUAUUCUCUCACUACAACCGAAUCAGUUCUCGCAUUUCCAUUUUGAGUUUGAUUUCGAUUUCGAUAUUUUAACGACGCAAUGAAGAAAUUGAUGAGGAAAUUUUCCAAAGUUGCGGAUUCUUCACAGUAUUGCUUGUUGAGAUCCGAGACGAGGAGGACGGGGCGGUGCGCGGAAUCGUAUCGGAAGAGAGACGGAGGAGUUCCUGAAGGUCAUCUACCAGUGUACGUUGGAGAGGAGAUGGAGCGGUUCGUCGUGAGCGCGGAGUUGUUGAAUCAUCCUAUAUUCGUGACGCUGCUCAAUAAAUCGGCGCAGGAGUACGGAUACGAGCAAAAAGGAGUGUUGCGGAUCCCCUGCCACGUUUUCCUCUUCGAACGCGUGCUCGAGGCGCUGCGAGUCGGCGGCGAGGCGCGAGACCUGCAGGAAAUACUCAGCACUUUAUCCGAUGAGUUGUAACAGGCGAAGACGAGAAUAUAUAUAAUUAUUUAGGGCGAGGAAUACAAACAUGAUGGCGUUUAGCUCUUUGGUAUAAUUUUUCCUUUUUUUUGGAAAAUUUUCGUUUUCAUUUCUACUAUUUUAGCUUCUCUGCUGUAAAUACGUUGUGAUGCACAAAGUAGAGAAGUAUAAAAGCGUAGAGUUCUGAUGAAGGCGUUUUUUGCCUGAUGACGACGGUGAUGUAGAAUUUGCAGAGAUCGGAAAUUAAGGAUUACAGUAUUUUAAAUCUA